Messenger RNA from Jaculus jaculus (lesser Egyptian jerboa), 1309 nucleotides. RefSeq names its product solute carrier family 35 member B1 (gene Slc35b1). Gene Ontology annotation, cellular component: endoplasmic reticulum membrane; Golgi membrane. Gene Ontology annotation, molecular function: UDP-glucose transmembrane transporter activity; UDP-galactose transmembrane transporter activity. Gene Ontology annotation, biological process: UDP-galactose transmembrane transport. The transcript is spliced from 9 exons. NCBI's taxonomy places the organism in Eukaryota, Metazoa, Chordata, Mammalia, Rodentia, Dipodidae. The record is from RefSeq and is a predicted model, not a curated record. The coding region runs from base 21 to 1094 and encodes 357 amino acids.
GGCGGUCGCAUGCAGCCUCUAUGAGGCCCCUGUCGCCGGUCGGCGAUGUCCGCCUGGAGCUUUCGCCUUCGCCGCCGCCGUUGCAGGCUGUGAGCGGGUCUCUGGUCGACUCGUCUGGGCGUCCCAUGGCCUCUAGCAGAUCCCUGGUGCCCGACCGGCUGCGUCUGCCUCUCUGCUUCUUGGGUGUCUUUGUCUGCUAUUUCUACUAUGGGAUCCUGCAAGAAAAGAUAACAAGAGGAAAGUAUGGGGAGGGAGCCAAACAGGAGACGUUCACCUUUGCCUUAACGUUGGUGUUCAUCCAGUGUGUGAUCAAUGCUGUAUUUGCCAAGAUCUUGAUCCAGUUUUUUGACACUGCCAGGGUGGAUCGCACUCGGACCUGGCUCUAUGCUGCCUGUUCCGUCUCAUACGUGGGUGCCAUGGUCUCCAGCAACUCAGCACUACAGUUUGUCAACUACCCAACUCAGGUCCUUGGUAAAUCCUGCAAGCCAAUCCCAGUCAUGCUCCUUGGGGUGACUCUCUUGAAGAAGAAGUACCCACUGGCUAAGUACCUGUGUGUGCUGCUGAUUGUGGCUGGAGUGGCCCUUUUCAUGUACAAACCCAAGAAAGCAGUCGGGAUGGAAGAGCACACUGUUGGCUUUGGAGAGCUGCUUCUGCUUUUGUCUCUGACCCUGGAUGGACUGACAGGUGUUUCCCAGGACCACAUGCGAGCUCAUUACCAAACAGGCUCCAACCACAUGAUGCUGAACAUCAACCUUUGGUCCACACUUCUGCUGGGAGCUGGAAUCCUAUUCACUGGAGAGCUCUGGGAAUUCUUGCGCUUUGCAGAAAGGUACCCCAACAUCAUCUAUAAUAUCCUGCUCUUUGGCCUGACCAGUGCUCUGGGCCAGAGCUUCAUCUUCAUGACAGUUGUGUAUUUUGGCCCCCUGACCUGUUCCAUCAUCACCACCACGCGGAAAUUCUUCACCAUCUUGGCUUCUGUGAUUCUUUUUGCCAACCCCAUCAGCCACAUGCAGUGGGUGGGCACUGUGCUGGUAUUCCUGGGUCUUGGUCUCGAUGCCAAGUUUGGAAAAGGCACAAAGAAGACAUCCCACUAGGAGGAAGAAGACUUCUCUACUUCAAGAACAUUUAAGUUAUUGUGUCUGUAAUGUGUCUUGGGAAAAUGGACUCAGUCGCAAUAAGGGGCUGGGUUACAAUCUUUUCUAAAGAAACAAAAGGGAAACAAGAUGACAAAGUGCUUGGGUUGUAACAAGACAAGUGAAUAGUCUCUGCUCUUGCACAGUCCAGCACAAAUAAAGAGGAGAAAGACAAA